This is a messenger RNA of Gopherus flavomarginatus (Mexican gopher tortoise), 479 nucleotides long. RefSeq names its product translocase of inner mitochondrial membrane 10 (gene TIMM10). The record is from RefSeq and is a predicted model, not a curated record. Gene Ontology annotation, biological process: protein insertion into mitochondrial inner membrane. The coding region runs from base 95 to 367 and encodes 90 amino acids. The transcript is spliced from 2 exons. Gene Ontology annotation, cellular component: mitochondrial inner membrane. NCBI's taxonomy places the organism in Eukaryota, Metazoa, Chordata, Testudines, Testudinidae.
GGAGUGGCAGCUCUGACAGGCUCUGUAUGUUUCCAGGAGCAAGUCACGGCCUCCCGCCCCAAACACUGGGGACCCAGUGCUGACUUGCUGUGCGAUGGAUCCGCUCAGGGCUCAGCAGUUGGCAGCCGAGCUGGAGGUGGAGAUGAUGGCUGACAUGUACAACAGAAUGACCAACGCCUGUCACCGGAAGUGCGUCCCUCCCCACUACAAGGAGGCAGAGCUCUCGAAGGGGGAGUCUGUGUGCCUGGACCGUUGCGUCUCUAAGUACCUGGACAUCCACGAGCGCAUGGGCAAGAAACUGACAGAACUUUCCAUGCAGGACGAGGAGCUGAUGAAGAGAAUGCAGCAGGGGGCGGGGCCAGUGUAGGGAUUUCCUCUUGAACAUGGACAGCAUGGACGACUGGCCCAGUGGCCCCACCAUUGCCUUCCGGACUCAACCCUGUGCCCCCUGUCAAUAAAACCUCUGCAGUUGUGUAUGA